UUUUGAUCAGCUUGUUUUAGUAUGUUAAAAUUUCUUGGCAUUUUAAUCUUUCAAUUUGGGGUAUUUGAUUCCUUCUUUUUCUAUAAAUUUUCAGGCAGCAAACUACCUUAGCAUUGAGAGUCUUGUGGAUCUUUUACUCUCAGCUUUAGCCAACAUUAUCAAAGGGAUGAGCGUAGAGGAAACGUGUGAGAUCUUCAAGAAUCAAGAAAAUGGAUUCUGAAUUAGAAAACCGCAUGAUUGUCAUGGACGACCUCCUCCGCUAUAUCGUCUCCGACCUCCUCUCCUUCUCGAUUCAUAUGGUUUUCGGCGAUAUCGUCGCCAUCGCCCUCAUGGUCGCCUGGAACCUCACCAAGGACGAGUACACCACCAACCACCCCGCUGGGAAGAUCGGCAAGAGCCUCAUCUUCAAGGUGAGAGAUUUGAUGAAAAAGGAGGAUGAGCUUCUGAUUUGCAGGGAAUCGGAUUUGAUCAUGGAUCAGCUGGUGGAGCUCACGAGCAAAGGAUAUGGGUGCCUGCGACGGCGAUAGGGAACGACUUCCUCUUCCUUCCGGCGGAGACAGAGGAGGAGUAAAGGAAGAGGAAGGAGUUGCAGACGCUGAGGAGAAUGGAGGCGAGGAGGAAGCGCUCAGAGAAGCAGCAGUAGAGGAAUCAUCGUGGGUUGUCUGAAGAGGUUGUUGCUGGUUCAGAUGGGGUGGUGACUUAUGGCGGCGACGGUGGUAAUGGCGGCCAUCUGCUGGGGGAUGGGGAAGGUCAUUAUGGUGGUAUUACAAUUAUACCAUUUUAGUAGAAAUUCAAUUUUGACCAUCAAUCUAAAGAAUAUUCUUAUCACUCUAGUAGGCACCAUCAAUAAUUACUGAAUAAAAGAUUAAACUGCCCUAAGACAUAAAAAAUUAAAUGUAAAGCAAUAUUUUUUUUGAAAAGAAAAUAUUUUUUUCUUUUCAAAAAAAUGUAAAGCAACAUAAUCUAAUAAAAACUGUGUGAAUGAGUCAUAA
Molecule: messenger RNA, 992 nt
Organism: Lotus japonicus
Lineage: Eukaryota; Viridiplantae; Streptophyta; Magnoliopsida; Fabales; Fabaceae
Product: probable arabinose 5-phosphate isomerase
Exons: 2
Coding region: 210-527 (105 amino acids)
Biological process (GO): carbohydrate derivative metabolic process
Molecular function (GO): carbohydrate derivative binding
Source: RefSeq, a predicted model, not a curated record